This is a messenger RNA of Eruca vesicaria subsp. sativa (arugula), 2074 nucleotides long. NCBI's taxonomy places the organism in Eukaryota, Viridiplantae, Streptophyta, Magnoliopsida, Brassicales, Brassicaceae. The record is from the annotation of a GenBank genome assembly.
CCGCGUUAAUAUAGUAGUAAAAUAAUAAAGAACAGUGAAUCAAAUGUGCAAAGGUGCCUUCCUUAAUAAAUAUUCCAGCAAAGAAUCUUAUCUCCAUCUGGAAAAUCAUAUUACAAUUCGAAGAAGACGCAAAAAAAGAUGUCUACGGGUAUGGGGAAUUUCUUACGGAAGUUGGGAAGUGGUAAAAGCAAAAGCAGUAGAAGUUUUAGGGGACAGAGAACAACGUCGUCUUCUGUAUCUAAUGAUGGACCAUCACCUUCGCAUGCAUCAGUCUCUGUUUCCGACAAGAUCAACGCUGCCAAGAAGAAGUAUGCACUCAUCCCUGAUCGUUUCUCUUCCCUCGACCAGGUAUCAAAAGCUCUAAAAGAAGCUGGUCUUGAAUCAUCAAAUCUCAUUCUUGGAAUUGAUUUCACAAAGAGCAACGAAUGGACUGGGAAAACAUCUUUCAAUGGAAAAUGUCUGCACGAUCUUGGAGAAACUCCAAAUCCAUAUGAAAAGGCAAUAUUUGUAAUAGGCCAAACGUUGGCUCCUUUCGAUGAAGACAACCUCAUCCCAUGUUUCGGCUUUGGUGACUCAACAACACAUGACGAGGAAGUGUUUGGUUUCCACAGCGAUAACUCUCCAUGUCAUGGCUUUGAAGAGGUUUUAGCAUGUUACAGAAGAAUCGCACCUAACUUGCGUUUAUCAGGGCCAACGUCGUAUGGACCGCUUAUUGAUGCUGCGGUCGACAUUGUUGAAAAAAACAACGGACAGUUUCAUGUUCUAGUGAUUGUCGCUGAUGGUCAGGUAACAAGAGGUUUGGAUAUGCCUGAGGGAGAACUCAGUCAACAAGAGAAAACAACUAUUGACGCCAUUGUAAACGCAAGCUCAUAUGCUUUGUCGAUUGUUUUAAUCGGUGUUGGAGACGGUCCAUGGGAAGACAUGAGGAAGUUUGAUGACAAGAUCCCUAAGCGUGAGUUCGAUAACUUUCAGUUUGUCAACUUUACUGAGAUCAUGAAGAGAGACUCAACAGCGUCUGCCAAAGAAACUGCAUUUGCUCUUGCUGCUUUGAUGGAGAUUCCCUUUCAGUAUCAAGCAGCGAUUGAACUCGGCUUGCUCGGGAAAACGACGGGCUUAGCCAAGAGAAUAAACCCGAGGCCACCACCUAUUCCGUACACACCUCCAGCUCGCACUGGACAACAAUCAUCAGACUCGGACGAACAAACACAGAACUGCCCUAUUUGUCUGACUAACCGAAAAGACGUGGCAUUUGGCUGUGGUCACAUGACUUGUGGAGAUUGCGGAUCCAGGAUAUCAAACUGUCCCAUCUGCAGAGUACUGAUCACAAGCCGGUUAAGGCUUUACACGUGAUCUCAGUGCCUUUGAACAUAACUAAACCCUUGCACAUACUAUCUCCGGUUUACCAAGUGUCUCUGACAUUGUUCCAGAAUCAGCUUGUACCUCUAAACUUCCUAUGUUCUAUAAAUGUUAAAACUUGCGAACAAGAAUGACUAAGCAAUGUACAAAACAUGGGGUUUUACAUCUUUAUUCACUGUCACAAAAAUGUUUGAAGUGACUGAAUCUUGCACAAGUUUGAUAACCACGAAGCGUGCCAGAUUCAAACAUAAAUGAAAUAAACAUUAACGGCCAAUAGAAAUGCCCAUCUUGGCAUCCAUUACAAAAGCUCUUUCUAAGAAGUGAUCAUUACUGAGGUUUGGUUGUGACCGUGUCAUUUGGCUUUGGCACUGGUUGAAUUCUUUGGUAAGGCUUCCUGGUAAGAGUCUCUCCCCUUAGAGCAGCCACGUAUCUGUCGUUGGUAUCCUGCUUCUGUUUCAACUCACCGAGGUAUUCAGCUAGCCUCUCCUGGUUUACUUUACCCAUCAUCUGACCAAUACAUUGCAGAAAUAUGUUGCUCAUCAGCAGAAAAUUAACACAAAAGUUUGAAAAUUUCACUAUGACAAGCUACCAUCAACCUCAAGAAAACAAAACAUGUAACCUUCAUGCUUAACAAAUCAACCGUCUAGAUUAUUAACAUACGGCUAUGAUCAAGAAAUUCCAACAGACUCGAAACUGUUAAGCGGAGUAAGAAACUCAG